UGAAAGGGCACAAUUGCUUUGGUCGUCGUCGCACAUCACAAUCAGAGGCAGGGCAUUAGUAUGGACACCCCGUCACCUACGACGAAAAGACACAACUCAGCGCAAUUCAGCGCCACGAUGGACGACCUUGAUACGUUCGGCGGCGUGCUGACUCCGACCAAGGACGACACGACGUUGGCGCCCGGUGGCCCCCUUGCAUUUUGCUCGCUGGAAGGGUUGGGGUUGAUUAUCCAGUACAGCGCCAUGGGGCUUCUCGACAGCGGGAUCGCCGACAUCGCAAGGCCACUGUACUCCGUCUACCUCAACGUGGAUCCGACCAACGUGCAAAUGUACACCGUUGUGGUCACCUUUGGCUAUUACUUUAAAGUGUUUUUCGGAAUUGUGUCGGACUGUGUCCCGAUUUUUGGCUACCGACGCAAGAGCUACAUGUUGAUUGGGUGGACCAUCACGUUGAUGUGCAUGGUGGCCAUGGCGUGCAUUCCGUUUGGCCGGCCUUAUUGCGAAAACCCCGAGCUGUGUCACGUCCCUUUGGAGACUCUCGACCCCAGUGACGUCGCGGAGUUUUUUGACUUGUCCGCGCCAUCUCGCGGCCUGCCAUUCCUCGUCCUGUCGAUGGUUCUCAGCUUUGGCUACAUCAUGACGGUGUGCGCUUCCGACGCCCUCGUCGUGCAGUAUGCCCACCGCGAGCCCAUCGAAACCCGCGGCCGAACCCUGUGUGCUGUCUACGCAAUCCGCAAUUUCUCCUCCGCCGUCGCAUUCUCGGUCACUCGCUUCUUUUUGAAUGGCCCGUCGUAUCAAGGGUCGUUUUCAUUCGAGAUCCAACCCAACGUUGUGUUUGUGCUGCUCAGUCUGCCCAGCGGCUUGGCGAUUGCCAACACAUUAUUGUACAUCCGCGAGUACCGCGAAAAGGGCAUGCCCGUUCGCGUCUACCUCCAUGGGUUGUGGGAACUCGCGCAAAAGCGCGUGCUGUGGCAGAUCUGCAUGUACACGAGCAUAGCUGGCUUAUUCGGGUCGUUUCGAUCUACCGCGGAAAGCCCUGUUACAUACGUGUGGGCCAAAGUGACUCAUCUCAGCGAAAGUUUGACGACCGUGGUCGGUUCUUUGGUAUGGGGGGGUACUCUGGUGUGCAUUGGUCGAUGGGGGGUUAACUGGAACUGGCGGGUCACGAUCGUUGUGACAACUUUGGUUUGGGUCACGUUCGACUCCGUCGGAGUGUUUACAGUCGUGUGGGAUGGCUACCGCAAUGAAUGGUUCUUCAGCGCCAUGUACCUCGUCAGCUCGGUCCCAUCCGCUGUUCGGUUCAUCAUGUCUUUCUUUUGUGCCGUGGAAAUCGCUGAUAUGGGCAACGAAGGCGCCGUGUAUGGACUUAUUACAACGAUUUUCAAUGUUACGAUGCCACUCGGGCCCCUCUGGUACAAGUGGCUCGACUCGUAUUUUGACGUGACUACCAAGGCCGUGGAAACCGACUCGAAUGACGUGCGGUGGCAGGUGACGUACACGUACUUGAUCUCGUACGGCAUGCACCUCUUUGCACUUGUGUUCCUUGUGCUGCUGCCUCCUCAAAAGAUAGCCAUGCAAGAGUUGAAGCGCUACGGCGGCUCUCAUCCAGUGUUCGCCGUGGCUGUCUUGGGUAUCUUGUUUGUUUGCUUGGUCGUGGCCAUCACGUCAAAUUUGCUGUCCAUAUUCCCGUCUACUCGAUGCCUCGCUUUUGCCGGUGGUGACGGCUGCCCGUAAAUACUACUACUAAUAGUAUAACCCAUUGAUAGUGGACUUUCCAAGUGAAAAUAGAAUACUUUUGGCAGUUAAUAAAACGUAAGGGGGAGUUCCAAG
Messenger RNA from Aphanomyces astaci, 1830 nucleotides. RefSeq lists its product as hypothetical. The coding region runs from base 61 to 1734 and encodes 557 amino acids. The transcript has 4 exons. The record is from RefSeq and is a predicted model, not a curated record. NCBI's taxonomy places the organism in Eukaryota, Oomycota, Saprolegniomycetes, Saprolegniales, Verrucalvaceae.